Gossypium arboreum is the source of this 1469-nucleotide messenger RNA. RefSeq names its product KH domain-containing protein At2g38610-like. Gene Ontology annotation, biological process: regulation of mRNA splicing, via spliceosome. The transcript is spliced from 8 exons. NCBI's taxonomy places the organism in Eukaryota, Viridiplantae, Streptophyta, Magnoliopsida, Malvales, Malvaceae. The coding region runs from base 159 to 1004 and encodes 281 amino acids. Gene Ontology annotation, cellular component: nucleus. Gene Ontology annotation, molecular function: mRNA binding. The record is from RefSeq and is a predicted model, not a curated record.
CAAAUAGGCUAGUCGCAUACCAAUAUCCGAGUUUAUCUAUAGUAGGAUGAAGUAGAUAAAUUGUGAAAAAGAAAAUUAAUUGAAAUAUGAGAAAAAUAUCAAAUUAUUAAAGAGUUGCUUUCUGCAAAUUUCUAGAUUGAAUCCUAGAAAGCAAAAAUAUGUCAGGUCUGUACAAUUCCAACUUCUCACCUGCAAGAGCUGCUUCUCCUCAAAUUAGAAGCACUCCAGAGGUUGAGAGUCAGUACUUAUCAGAGCUGUUGGCAGAGCAUCAAAAGCUUGGACCUUUCUUGCAAGUUCUUCCGAUAUGUAGCCGCCUGCUAAAUCAAGAGAUAUUUCGGGUCUCGGGGAUGAUGUCUAACCAAGGAUUUGGCGACUUUGACCGGUUGAGGCAUAGAAGCCCCAGUCCUAUGGCUUCUUCAAACCUUAUGUCAAAUGUCUAUGGGACAGGAUUAGGCAGCUGGAAUAGUCUUCCUCAAGAGAGACUAAGUGGACCUCCUGGAGUGACAAUGGACUGGCAAGGUGCUCCAGCAAGCCCAAGUUCAUACACUGUGAAGAGGAUUUUGCGUCUUGAAAUUCCUGUUGAUACAUAUCCAACAUUCAAUUUUGUUGGUCGACUUCUAGGCCCUAGAGGCAAUUCAUUAAAGCGGGUAGAAGCUACUACUGGCUGUCGUGUAUACAUUAGAGGCAAAGGAUCAAUAAAGGAUCCGGACAAGGAAGAGAAGCUGAGAGGUCGGCCUGGAUAUGAGCACCUGAAUGAUCCUCUCCACAUUUUGAUUGAGGCUGAUUUACCUGCUAAUGUUGUUGAUAUAAGGCUUAGACAGGCGCAGGAAAUCAUAGAAGAAUUACUCAAACCUGUGGAUGAGUCGCAAGAUUUUAUUAAGAGGCAGCAACUACGUGAACUGGCAAUGCUAAAUUCGAAUUUCAGAGAGGAGAGUCCUGGUCCAAGUGGUAGUGUUUCUCCUUUUAAUUCCAGUGGAAUGAAGCGCCCCAAAACAGGAUACUGAGAGUUUAACCAUAAAUCAUCUGAAAAUGAUCCAACGUGCUCCAGAAUUUCUUAGCCAAAGUAUACCUUCUGAAUUCUGAUACAGAUCAAUUCAGCACAGCUUGAAAAUAUUAGGUUAACAGUUUUUGCUGGUGAGCUUUUUCUGAUGGGCUUUUCAUUAUUAAUUUGUUUUGCUCUUCGGACUAAAGAGGAACAAAAAUGAACAAAGAAAAAGAAAUAUAUAGAUGGCUCUCAAGUUUAGGUUCUGUGAGGUCAGUUUUCCUGUAAACUCAAUACAUUCAUUGGAUUUAUUCUUGUGUUAGCAGAGUUUUGAGGAGUGUGGAAUAUAUAUAUGUUGCUAGUAUUAGGCCUUGGUGUGGUCGAUUUGAGUUUUGUAGGUGUGUCAUAGUUGUUGUUCCGUUGCUUGUCUCCUUUCCUUUCUUUUGUAGUUUAUAUGAAGAAGUAUAGCGUUAAGUUGGACCUACAA